GUUCUCCUGUUGAUGAGCUGUCUGCCUUCCCACUAGACUCCCAAGUUUGUACCAUGGAAGUGGCCAGCUUUUCGAAGACGAUGAAGGAGUUGAGUCUGCAGUGGAAGGCUGAAGGACCAGUCAAGAUGUACAAGGACUUAAGGAUGCCACAGUUUGAGAUUAAUGACAUUGUGGCCACCACCUGUCAGGAGAGCUUCCAGAUAGGCAACUACAGCUGCCUGGUAGCAGAAUUCCACAUGCGUCGGGCUAUUGGAUUCCACCUGGUACAAAGUUACCUGCCAACCAUCCUCAUUGUGGUCAUCUCCUGGGUGUCCUUCUGGAUGGACGUUGACUCAGUACCUGGGAGAACCACCCUGGGAGUUACUACCCUCCUUACUGUCUCCUCCAAGUCCUCAGGGAUCCAGGGAGGCCUGCCCCAGGUAUCCUACGUGAAGGCUAUAGACGUCUGGAUGGGAGCCUGUACUGCGUUCGUCUUCUGCGCCCUGCUGGAGUUCACGCUGGUCAACUACCUCUGGCGCAAACGUCCUGGAGGAGGAGCGAGCGAGGGAGGGUCAUAUGGAGGAGGUGGUGCAGGCAACAGGAGGAUAGGUGGCCCCUGCAACGGCUUCAGGACUAAUCCUGACGAAGGAGGCAGCAGUGGGACCAUCCUGGGUACUUCCACACUGACGGGAGGGAAGGGCGUGCCCGAGGAACUGACCACCUUGCCCGUGCAGUUUGUACAAGCACUGACACAAACUAACAAGAUUAAGGCUCGGAACAUCGACGAGUGGUGUCGAAUUAUCUUCCCGGUAGCUUUUGGCUUCUUCAACGUGUGCUACUGGUGCUACUACCUUAUUUAAGGUUACCAGUAGCAGUACAGUGUGUGUUACUAGUGCUACUACCUUAUUUAAGGUUACUAGUACCAGUAGUGUGCUACUGGUGCUACUACCUUAUUUAAGAUUCCCAGUACCAGUACAGUGUGUGCUUCUACCUUAUUUAAGGUUUCCAGAACAGUGUGCCACUGGUGCUACUACCAUAUUUAAGGUCGUCGGUACCAGUACAGUGUGCUACUGGUGCUACUACCUUAUUUAAGGUCCCAGUACCUGUACAGUGUUGCUACUGGUACUAAUCCCUUAUUUAAGGUUCACAGUACCAGUACAGUGUGUGCUACUGGUGCUACUACAUUAUUUAAGGUCCCCAGUACCAGUACAGUGUGCUAUUGGUGCUACUACCUUAUUUAAUUAAAGUUCCCAGUAUCGGUAGUGUACUACUGGUGCUACUACCUUAUUUAAGGUUCCCCGUACCAGUACAGUUUGCUACUGGUGCUACUACCUUAUUUAAGGUUCACAGUACCAGUACAGUGUGCCACUGGUGCUACUACCUUAUUUAAGGUUCACAGUACCAGUACAGUGUGCCACUGGUGCUACUACCUUAUUUAAGGUUCCCAAUACCAAUACAGUGUGCUACUGGUGCUACUACCUUAUUUAAGGUUCACAGUACCAGUACAGUGUGCCACCGGUGCUACUACCUUAUUUAAGGUUCACAGUACCAAUACAGUGUGCUACUGGUGCUACUACCUUAUUUAAGGUUCACAGUACCAGUACAGUGUGCCACUGGUGCUAUUACCUUAUUUAAGGUUCACAGUACCAAUACAGUGUGCCACUGGUGCUCCUACCUUAUUUAAGGUUCCCAGUACCAGUACAGUGUACUACUGGUGCUACUACCUUAUUUAAGGUUCCCAGUACCAGUACAGUGUACUACUGGUGCUACCACAUUAACAAAAGAAACUCAAGACUCAUUUUCCAAGAGCUCCUGAUCCAAGGAAUCGGAGCUGUCAUAUCUCCUCCCCCGGAUCAACCCAGGCUCCUCCUCCCCCCCGCCUCUACAAGGGCAGGAUGUCAUCACCUCCGGUAAAGCGACUUAUGCAGCACCUCCAGUAUAUUGUAUUUCUUGUAUUAUCAGCGUCUUGAAUAACAAGUGUAUGAAAUUGUAUGAAAUUGAUUAAAAAUGUAUGAAAUUGUACGAAAUUACUUAGAAAUGUAUGAAAUUACUUAAAUAUGUAUGAAAUUACGUAUAUAUAAAUAUAUGAAAUUACUAAGAAAUGAAUGAAACGGAACAAAAGUGUUUGAAAUUGUGUAGUUAGUUACCAUUUUGUCCUAGGCCCAUGUCGAUUAGACACUAGGCCUGUUGUAGGUGUGUGUGUGUGUGUGUGUGUGUGUGUGUGUGUGUGUGUGUGUGUGUGUGUGUACUCACCUAUUUGUGGUUGCAAGGUGUG
Molecule: messenger RNA, 2254 nt
Organism: Cherax quadricarinatus
Lineage: Eukaryota; Metazoa; Arthropoda; Malacostraca; Decapoda; Parastacidae
Source: RefSeq, a predicted model, not a curated record